AUGGCCAUGCUAGCGGUGCGCCUCCUGAACAGUGCAUCUGAAGUAGCUGUGGAAAGCAGCAGUGGAGAGAAGACGCUCGUGCUGAACCUGGAUCUGAAGCUCCAGCUAUCGAUUGCGAACCUCUUGGAGGUGCUGCUGAGCCAAAGCGCUUUUGCAGAUAUCAAUGCGACUUCAGGAGGUGAUGACGAAGGCGGAGAUGCAGAGAGCGAAGGAGGGCAAAUUGAAGCAGCUGCAGGUGAUGCGGCUGAACAUGUUCCUUCGUGGCAGCCGUUGCUGGAGUCUGAGGACAUGAACCCAAGUAAGGGUUGGACCCCACAGCUGCCUCGGGUUUUAGGAGAGACCCCCAACUACUCAGCAUCGGAGUGGCUCUCCGAGACACUGCCGGUGCCUUCUGCAUGGGAGUCCCUUGAUGUACUCCCAGUUGGCGGCGGCCGUCCCUCGGAUGAAGAACUGUGGUUGCGCCGUGCGAAUGCACGCAGGAGGCAGAUUCAGAAUAGCAAAAGUCGCCCUGAGUACCUCCGCUAUAUCUCUCAGGUCAACAAGGAAGACCGGCUGGCAACUCAUCCCCGGACUCCCAGCCCCACACAUCGGAUCUCCAAGCGGCAGUUCGACCGUGAGCUCUCUGAAUGGCGUCAGAAACUCCGCUUGUUCGAUGGGUGCGAGCCCGACUUGGCUCAGGAGUCAUCAGAGCUGCACCAACAUGUUCAAGGUCUGUCGCAAAGCAAGCCUUGUCCGAUCCAACUUUUCCCCCAUCUGUACCAAUAG
Symbiodinium natans is the source of this 765-nucleotide messenger RNA. The record is from the annotation of a GenBank genome assembly. Lineage: Eukaryota; Dinophyceae; Suessiales; Symbiodiniaceae.